CGACAAGGGGUGGUAGGAAAGUCGAGCUCUGGUUUUGGGAUUUGAUUUGAUUUGAUGGGCCGGCAGACACGACGCAAGCCGAAACCAAAAGAAAAACUACAAAAAAGAACGAACCAACUUUGAUUUUGCCGGGGAACGUCAACCCGGAGGCAGUUGAACAAAGGGGGAGCAUAACAACAGGAACGAGGUCGACGAACGACGAACGACAGGAGGAGAGAAAAAAAAAAAAAUACGCAUCCCGGCCUCCAAAACCAUGGCAGCCAGCAGCGCCUCGUCGUACAUCCGGCUGGCCAAGACGCUGCCGCCACGUCUGCAGGUUUUCCUGUCGCGAUACCCUCCGGCGGCGAUCCUCCCCACGGCCAACACCAGCACCGGCACCAGCACCACGACUGGCGAGGCCCAAGACCCGCCUCCGCAGACGACGUACCAGCAGGCGUCGCCCAACCCUUUCAAGCCGACAAAGCACCCGGUGACGGGCCUCUGGCAGAACCCCGUCUACUCGCUGCGGCGGCAGGCGGAGCUCGUCAAGCUGGCGCGCGACCACGGCGUCGAGGAGCUGCUCCCCGCCGGGCCCAAGGGCACCGACGUCAGGCUGCGGAAGCGUGUCGAGCUCGGUCUCAGGGUCAAGGGUACCGGUGUCGGGCAGAAGGUCAAGGGUCACAUCUUUGAGAGGAAUCUCGUCGACAAGAUGGAGAAGAGGAGAAAGGCCAUGCGCGACAUGCCCAAGCUCAUUGCCGAAUGGAAACGGACCGGACGGAAGAACUGGACCAAGUUCCCGAAAUAAACGAUUGGUUGGAGAUGAAUGGGCGACGGCGGCCAUCUCCGGUGUACAUAUCUUGUAUCAACAUGUUUGCAUGGGUUUUGUCAAGACUUGUGUCUCCAUAUCAAAUCAUAUCACGCAGUGUUGCAGACCUGCAAAGCAAAUGUACUUCAUCCCCAGCGGCGGCUCCUACGGACAAAGGAGCCCGCUCAUGCUGGGCUGUAAUAUCAAAAACCGUCUCGGAGCUAGCACCAUCGUCAAUGAGCAACAAUACAAGAUAAUGUACAUCUCCGAGGUAACGCAUUACGAGGUGCUGGGAAUAUCGAGAGAUAUUCUCGACGAGGCCAAGGACACGCAACGACAACAAAUCAUCAAGCGCGCCUACCACCGCGCUCUUCUUAGGCACCACCCGGACAAGGCAGCAGCAGCAGCCGCCGCCUCCGCAACAGCGACCCCGUCAAAACCAACGGCGCGAGGGGCGGCACCGACAGGGCAGGCAGCAUCGACCAGGGGCACCAUCUUCACAAUCGACCAGAUAUCCACAGCUUCGGCCGUUCUUUCAGACCGGGCGCGCAGGAAGGAAUACGACGCCGCCUUGAGCCUCUCGCGCACCGCCGGCGGCGCCGACCGUCACGGAGACGCAACCGGCCGACAGCCGUCCGACUUCCAGACCGGUAUCGAGACCGUCGAUCUGGACGACCUGGACGCCGACGAGGAGCGCGGGUUGUGGUCACGUGGGUGCCGAUGUGGGAACGAGAGGGGCUUCGAGCUGAGCGAGGACGACCUGGAGGCGGUUGCUGACGAGGGCGAGCUUAUAGUGGGAUGCCAGGAUUGUAGCUUGUGGCUCAAGGUGCAUUUCUCUGUCCUGCAUGAAGAUUGA
Molecule: messenger RNA, 1640 nt
Organism: Pyricularia grisea
Lineage: Eukaryota; Fungi; Ascomycota; Sordariomycetes; Magnaporthales; Pyriculariaceae
Exons: 4
Coding region: 855-1640 (261 amino acids)
Biological process (GO): protein histidyl modification to diphthamide
Molecular function (GO): metal ion binding
Source: RefSeq, a predicted model, not a curated record